This is a messenger RNA of Leptosia nina, 2292 nucleotides long. The record is from the annotation of a GenBank genome assembly. NCBI's taxonomy places the organism in Eukaryota, Metazoa, Arthropoda, Insecta, Lepidoptera, Pieridae.
AUGUACAAAAUAGAAGUGGACCCAAAGCUCUUUAUAACUUGUCGCUUAUGUUUAGAUGAAAUGGGCCAAUACCAGAUUGUCCCUAGAGUUAAAGAGCAAAUUAAAUUCUGUUUUGAUUUUGACGUUGAUCCUUUUGAUGGAUUGCCCCAAUUAAUAUGUAAAAAAUGUGAGACAAUUUUAUCACAAUUCAAUGAUAUAAAGAAAAAAUUUGUAGAGAAACAAAAUAACCUCAAGAAAGGCACAAACACAUCAAAAUUACUAGAUAAUAAUGAGGUUUCUACAUCAUCACAACAAGAUACUGUUUCUUCUACUCAGACAACUGUAUUUGAGAGCAACACUAAAAAGAAACAAUUUUGUUUAAGUUUGAAAAGAACUCAGGGUACUUCUCUCCAGGAAACGGACUCUUAUGUUGUGUCUAAUAAGAAAGUUAAAGGACCAAAGCAAGGCUGGCGCUUAGAUUAUUACAAAUACUUUGCGUGCAAAAUCUGCAGUAACUCAUUUAGACACAGAAAAAAAUUAAACAAGCAUAUGCAAAUUCACAACUCAUUGUUAGAGAAAUUUAGUUAUGUAUUUAAUAAGGAUUGUAAAAUUUAUUUACCUAAAAUAGAUGAAAAGACAAAUUUUACUGGUAUGAAUGAUAUGAUUGUGCUAGACAAGGAAAAGAUUCUACACAGUGGCAAUGCAGAAUACAACAUUUUCUACACGCAUAGAAGUAUAAAACUCUCUGAUAACGAAAAAACUAGUAUGCCUGAAUCCUCCGAUGAAGACAUUAUAACUUUUAGGAAAAGGAAAAGAUUGAGAUUAUUGUCAAAAAACUCAGACGAAACAGUGUUUGUAGAAUGUGCUGAGAAUACAUUAAAGAUGGAAAAAGAGGGAGCUGAGGCAGAUCAAGAAAACAGAGAAAUUGAGUGUGUCGAUAUUGAUUCUUCAUCAGAAGCAGAAACUGAAAAAAUUGAAACUAAACCAAAGGUUACUGAUGUUGACUUUAACAAGAAAACAAUUAUAGCUCAACUUGUUUCCUCCUGUGCAAAGAAAUAUGAACCUAAAGAUGGAAACUUAACAGUAAACAAACAAUCGCAGUUGCAGCAUAAAAUUUUAAGCAUGGGUCGGAAAAUAGUCAAUAAAAAAACAUUCAAUUGCACAGGUUUACUACGAUAUCUUGAGAAUAAAGAUCUUGAUGUAGUCUGGAAUCCUAAAAGUGAACGAAACAUUGAGUCGGAUUUUGUUCGCAUUAGAACAUUAUUAAGAGGUAAUACAAAAGAGGACAGUGAAAAUGGAUGGGAAUGUUUGAGUACACAACUUAAGAUACCCAAGACUAGUACAUCCAAUAUUGAUUUGUUAAGUGAGGGGCACAAUGUAGAUAAUUUUGCUAAAGCUGCUGCUGAACCUGCAGUUGAGACAAGACAAAUAGAUGUAGCUGAGUGUAUUCCAAUCUCAUCCACAAAAGAAAAUACAAACUUGAAUAAACUAUUAAAUCAAAAUCCAGUUGCUCACCCUAAACAGAUUCCACGUAAAACAAAUUCAAAACUUAACGUCACUGCAGAUAGAAAAACGCUGCCUUCCUCUACCACCAAUAGUGAACAAAACAUGCAAGAAUUACAGAUGCCCAUUAUUACAGGCACAGUAUCGUUGGCCACUGAUAAUGUAAGUAGUAAUUCUAAUAUAAAAAAUGCUGCUAAAGAAGCCGAAGUUACAGUAGCGUUUGUACCCAGAAUAAAAGUAAAGCCAGUAUCACAGCUUAUGCCAGACAAACAUACUACCUCAUCUGCAGUGGUGGGAAUACCACAGACACCCUCUUGGAACUUACCGGUGAGCCCUGGCAAGAAUACUUCUGUUUCUUGUGGAAAGAUCAUAAUUCAAGAUAGCGACUGGGUCAUAAUGCAUACUGUCGAGUUACCAAACACUAGAACCCGCUCGCCUUUCAAAUAUUUCCAAAAUCUGUUACAUAUUCACAAUAUCAUUUUAUUGGAUACCACAGAUACAAUUACGGCCGAUUUUGCCUGUCUUAUUAAAUUUAAAUCGAUCUUUAAGCAAGAAUCCAAAAGUAUAACACUCUGUCUGUCCCUAUAUAGUAAUGUCAAACAAUUUUACGUUAAGGUAACCGAUACAACGACACCCAUAGAUAUAGUAAGUUUGAUGCCCACGUGGCAAUGGGAAAUACUGCAGUUGUACAACAGUGAUAUUAUCAAUAACUUAUUAGAGAACGCUAAGAAAAUUAGUCAGAAAAUGUACGAUUCCACGAACUAUUUCAUGUCAUUGUUAAGAUCGAUUGUAUUUCGUAGGGAAAAGUAG